Molecule: messenger RNA, 8000 nt
Organism: Mus musculus (house mouse)
Lineage: Eukaryota; Metazoa; Chordata; Mammalia; Rodentia; Muridae
Gene: Tanc1
Product: tetratricopeptide repeat, ankyrin repeat and coiled-coil containing 1
Exons: 27
Coding region: 782-6406 (1874 amino acids)
Cellular component (GO): synapse; postsynaptic density
Source: RefSeq, a predicted model, not a curated record
GCUGAAAGUGUGUGAUUCGCUCCUGCAGGCUGCGGCUCGCAGAUGCAAGCCAAUUUCUUUCCCUGGUGGUGUUGGUGAUAGGGUGAUGAUUUGGGAUUAGACCUUGAGGAUUUUUUUUUUUUCUCUUCCUUUUAGUAGUGCCAGCUAAAUGAAGGGUCGUGUCAAGUUUGCGAGUCCCCUUGUCCUUGGGCGACGAGUAGUUACUUUGGAGGCAUUAUGGGGAUUCAGGUUCUUCCUGGAGGACUUUUGGGUGUGUGUGUGUGUGUGGGGGGGGGCCCUUGGGUUCGGCGCGGCCGCUUUCCGGAACGGCUGGCGGGGAAGGAAGCCCUGGGCAUUGUGUAGCGUGUUUUCAGUCAGCAAGAUCUCUGGACUGGAGUUCCCAAAACUUACUUGACUUAUUGUGUAAAGGCUCCCGGAGGAAAUGCGGCCAUGGCCAGGUAGAAGAAACGCGGUGCCGCGGCCGAGGGAGGAGGACGCCGAGCUGUGACAGUCUUCUUCAGGCUGCCUCGGCUCCGGCUUGGCAGCCCCAGAUUCUUGUGCCUGGAGUAGUGGGACCGGUCUGAGUAAUACAGCUUCCUGCAGAGUGAACUCAGGGUGGUGAGGAGAGCACCUUCAUCUUGAACUUGACCCCCGGAGUAGCGUCCUGGCGGGUUAAAAGGAGCUGACUGUUGGGCACAGAGGAAGGACAGGAGAGAGAGCUGAGACAUAAGGACCACUGUACCGCGUUUCUUCCUUCCAUGAAUGAGAAGAUACCAGAGAUAGAGACAAAAGACUGUUGAAAAUGCUGAAGGCUGUGCUGAAGAAGAGCCGAGAGGGAGGAAAGGGAAGCAAGAAGGAAGCAGGAGGUGACUUUGGCUCAGAGACGCCUGCCUUGUCCUCCAGUGGUGACUCUCCUGUGAACAGUUUGUCCACAACAGAGGACACUUAUCGUGUGAGCUUGGCCAAAGGGGUCUCUAUGUCUCUUCCUUCAUCACCUUUGCUGCCUCGACAAUCUCUCCUGACACAGUCAAGAUCGAACAAAAAAUCUCCAGGUCCCGUCAGGAAGCCCAAGUAUGUGGAAAGCCCCAGGGUGCCGGGAGAUCCAGUUAUGAUCCCGUUCGGAGAAGGGUCCAAGCCCUCAGAGCCCAGUGCGACUGAAGCGAAGGCUGAUAAUGAACCGAGCUGCUCUCCAGCAGCUCAAGAACUGUUGACAAGGCUGGGAUUUCUACUGGGAGAGGGGAUCCCGAGCGCCACACACAUAACCAUUGAAGACAAAAAUGAAGCCAUGGUAAUGCCAGAGGAAGAAGCUGCAUUUCCUACAUGCUCAGCAUGCACCCUACCGUGCACAGCCCUGAGUCAAGGCAUCAGCCCUUGUUCCACACUCACAAGCAGCACUGCCUCUCCCAGCACCGACAGCCCCUGCUCGACCUUGAAUAGCUGUGUCAGCAAGACGGCAGCCAGCAAAAGUCCCUGCGAGACCAUUAGCAGCCCCAGUUCCACCCUGGAAAGCAAGGACAGUGGAAUUAUAGCCACAAUCACAAGUUCAUCGGAAAAUGAUGACCGGAGUGGCUCCAGUCUGGAAUGGAACAGAGACGGAAGCCUAAGGUUAGGGGUUCAGAAGGGAGUGCUUCAUGACCGAAGGGCAGAUAACUGUUCCCCAGUGGCAGAAGAGGAGACUACUGGGUCCGCGGAGAGCGUGCUGCCCAAGGCGGAACCCUCAGCCGGAGAUGGUCCGGUGCCCUAUCCUCAGAGCUCUGGCUCGCUCAUAAUGCCACGGCCCAACUCAGUUGCAGCGACAAGUUCUACCAAAUUGGAAGACUUGAGUUAUUUGGACGGACAGAGAAAUGCUCCUCUUCGGACAUCAAUUAGAUUGCCCUGGCACAAUACGGCUGGAGGUAGGGCACCGGAAGUUAAAGCACGGUUUGCUCCCUACAAACCUCAGGAGAUCCUGUUGAAGCCCUUGCUGUUUGAAGUACCAAGCAUCACAACUGACUCUGUGUUUGUGGGAAGAGAUUGGCUCUUUCACCAGAUAGAGGAAAACUUGAGGAACACAGAGCUGGCAGAAAACAGAGGAGCCGUGGUCGUGGGGAGCGUAGGAUUUGGGAAGACAGCCAUCAUUUCUAAGCUGGUGGCACUGAGCUGUCACGGAAGCCGCAUGAGACAGAUCGCAUCCAGCAGUCCCAGUUUGUCACCCAAAUCCUCAGAUCCCACUCAGGACCUUCCUGGUACUCCAUUACUCUCACCAAGUUCUUCUACAAGUGCUCUCAGUGUGACCAGAACACCUGCUGGGCCUGGGACUGCUGACAGCCAGAGACCGAGAGAGGAUGCGGUGAAAUACCUCGCUUCUAAGGUGGUGGCCUACCAUUACUGCCAGGCUGACAACACUUACACAUGUCUGGUACCUGAGUUUGUGCACAGCAUUGCUGCUUUGCUGUGCCGGUCCCACCAGCUGGCUGCCUACAGAGACCUUCUGAUCAAGGAACCCCAGCUGCAGAGCAUGCUGAGCCUCCGCUCCUGUGUGCAGGAUCCCGUGGCUGCUUUCAAGAGGGGCGUCCUGGAGCCACUUACAAGCCUAAGAAACGAGCAAAAAAUUCCAGAAGAGGAGUAUAUCAUCCUUAUAGAUGGCUUGAAUGAAGCUGAGUUUCAUAAGCCUGAUUACGGAGAUACGCUGUCUUCGUUUAUUACCAAAAUUAUUCCUAAGUUCCCCACCUGGCUGAAGUUGAUCGUGACCGUGAGAGCAAAUUUUCAGGAAAUCAUCAGUGCACUGCCAUUUGUCAAGCUUUCCCUAGACGACUUUCCAGACAACAAGGACAUUCACAGUGACCUGCACGCCUACGUCCAGCACAGGGUCCACAGCAGCCAGGACAUCCUCAGCAACAUCUCCCUGAAUGGCAAGGCCGACGCCGCCCUCAUCAGCAAAGUCAGCAGCCAUCUGGUGCUGCGGAGCCUCGGUUCCUACCUGUACCUCAAGCUCACGCUGGACCUCUUCCAGCGGGGCCACCUGGUCAUAAAGAGUGCCAGCUACAAGGUGGUGCCUGUGUCUCUGUCCGAGCUCUAUCUGCUGCAGUGUAACAUGAAGUUCAUGACCCAGUCUGCCUUUGACCGGGCCCUUCCCAUUUUGAACGUGGCUCUUGCGUCCCUCCACCCCAUGACGGAUGAGCAGAUAUUUCAGGCUAUCAACGCCGGCCACAUCCAAGGCGAGCAGGGCUGGGAGGACUUCCAGCAGAGGAUGGAGGCCCUCUCUUGCUUCCUCAUUAAGAGGAGGGACAAAACCCGCAUGUUCUGCCACCCGUCCUUCAGAGAGUGGCUGGUGUGGAGAGCGGAUGGCGAAAGCACAGCCUUCCUGUGUGAGCCCAGGAACGGACACGCUCUACUGGCGUUCAUGUUCUCUCGACAGGAGAGCAAGCUGAACCGCCAGCAGACCAUGGAGCUUGGCCACCACAUCCUGAAGGCACACAUUUUCAAGGGCCUCAGUAAGAAGACUGGAGUCUCCUCAAGCCAUCUGCAGGCUCUGUGGAUCGGUUACAGCACAGAGGGGCUGUCUGCUGCCCUGGCCUCUCUCAGGAAUCUCUAUACUCCCAACGUGAAGGUGAGCCGGCUCCUGAUUUUGGGAGGGGCCAACGUGAACUACAGGACAGAAGUGUUAAACAAUGCCCCCAUCCUGUGCGUCCAGUCUCACCUUGGCCAUGAAGAAGUUGUCACUCUCCUUCUGGAAUUUGGCGCCUGCCUGGAUGGGAUGUCGGAGAACGGUAUGAACGCACUGUGCUACGCAGCUGCUGCCGGCCACAUGAAGCUGGUGUGUCUGCUCAUCAAGAAGGGGGCAAGGGUGGACCACUUGGAUAAGAAGGGCCAGUGUGCACUCGUCCACAGCGCACUGAGGGGCCACAGUGACAUUCUCCAGUACCUGCUGAACUGUGAGUGGUCGGCAGGCCCUCCCCAGCCUGGCACCCUGAGGAAGAGCCAAGCCCUGCAGCAGGCACUGACAGCCGCCGCCAGCAUGGGCCACAGCUCGGUCGUCCAGUCCUUGCUGGGAAUGGCAGAGGAACAUGAAAUCGAAGUCAACGGCACCGACACGUUGUGGGGAGAAACAGCCCUGACGGCCGCUGCUGGGAGAGGAAAGGUGGAGAUCUGCGAGCUGCUGCUGGAGCGUGGAGCUGCCGUGUCUCGGGCCAACAGGAGAGGGGUUCCCCCUCUGUUUUGUGCCGCCCGCCAAGGCCAUUGGCAGGUUGUCCGAUUGCUUUUGGAUCGCGGCUGCGACGUGAACCUGAGUGACAAGCAGGGUCGAACACCUCUCAUGGUGGCUUCCUGUGAGGGACACCUGAGCACCGUGGAAUUCCUCCUCUCAAAAGGUGCUGCUCUUUCUUCCCUGGACAAAGAGGGCCUGUCAGCAUUGAGCUGGGCUUGUCUGAAGGGUCACAGGGCAGUGGUCCAGUACCUGGUCGAAGAAGGAGCAGAGAUAGACCAGACAGACAAAAACGGCCGUACUCCCUUGGACCUGGCCGCUUUCUAUGGUGAUGCAGAGACUGUGCUGUAUCUGGUGGAGAAGGGAGCCGUGAUAGAACAUGUGGACCACAGUGGGAUGCGCCCCCUGGACAGAGCCAUCGGCUGUCGAAACACUGCUGUAGUGGUUACCCUGCUUAGAAAAGGAGCCAAACUAGGAAAUGCCGCUUGGGCGAUGGCCACUUCCAAGCCUGAUAUUUUGAUUAUACUUUUGCAGAAAUUGGUAGAGGAAGGAAAUGUGAUGUACAAGAAAGGGAAGAUGAAGGAGGCAGCCCAGAGGUACCAGUAUGCCUUGCGGAAGUUCCCUCGGGAAGGACUCGGAGAAGACAUGAGGCCGUUCAAUGAACUGAGAGUCUCCCUCUAUCUCAAUCUGUCGCGAUGCCGAAGGAAAACAAACGACUUUGGUUUGGCAGAAGAAUUUGCUUCAAAGGCUCUGGAAUUGAAACCCAAAUCCUACGAAGCCUUUUAUGCCCGGGCGAGAGCAAAAAGGAACAGCAGGCAGUUCCUGGCAGCUCUGGCUGACCUGCAAGAGGCUGUGAAACUCUGUCCCAACAAUCAGGAAAUCAAGAGGCUCCUGGCCCGUGUUGAAGAAGAGUGCAAGCAACUCCAGAGGAACCAGCAGCAAAAGCAGCAGGGUCCCCCACCAGCUCCAGCCAAUGACUCGGAUAAUGAGGAGGAUGCGCCAGCCUCUAGUUUAAAGGACCACUUCCCCAUUGAGGAGGCGGAAGAGGAAGACACCUCUUCACAGGAAGAGUCCAUUUCCCCGACUCCCAGAUCCCAGCCACCACCGUCUGUCCCUUCCCCAUACAUCCGCAACCUUCAAGAGGGAUUACAGUCCAAAGGCAGGUCAGCAUCCCCACAGAGCAGGGCAGGAAUCAGCAAGUCCCUGAGAGAGACUGUAGCCCAGUCAGGCUUGGUUAUGCAGCCUACCAAACAGGCACAGAUAGUGAAGACCAACCAACAUCUGGGUUCCGGGCAAUCUAGCAUGAGAAACAGUAGCACAAAAAUACAAGUUUCUUCUCAGAACCCUCCCCCGAGUCCGAUGCCGGGUAGAGUAUCUGCAGCCCCUGCCGUGAGCAGAAACCAGCAUUUAGAGGGAACCGGUCCCUUCACUGCAGGAACUGGUUGUGGCCACUUCGGGGAUCGGCUGGGCGCCAGCCAGAGCCUCCAGCUGCAGCGCAGUGAGAGCGGCACUGCGUAUCCUCUACCGAGCAAAGUCAAAGCUGCCGAGAGGCUCCUGGCUCAUGCCUCCGUGGCCGUGGACAUGGCUCCUCCAAACCAGGGCGGACCAGUGAGCUGUAGCGAUGUGCGGCACCCGGCUUCCCUCUCUAGCUCAGGCUCCUCUGGCUCUCCAUCGAGCAGCAUAAAGAUGUCAAGUUCCACCAGUAGUUUGACUUCAAGCAGUAGCGUUUCAGACGGAUUCAAGGUCCAAGGACCAGACUCUCGGAUCAGAGACAAAGGUACAACCCAGGUGCAGGGUGGCACUGCCGAACACAGGCCCCGCAACACUCCAUUUAUGGGCAUCAUGGACAAGACCGCCAGGUUCCAGCAGCAAAGCAAUCCUCCGAACCGCUCCUGGCACUGCCCGGUGGCAGAGGGGCUACUGACAAACACAGCCACUGCAGCUGGCCUGCAGUCUAACUCUGAGAAACCCACUCUCAAGCCAGGAGGAUACUGUAGCCAAGCCAAACCGUGUUCAGUUCCUCCCCUGAGCAUGGGUGUCCACAAUGGGGCUCAGGUGAAGGAGCUGGAAGAGAACAAGUGCCAAAUCCCAGCCCUCUGUCAAGAUAACAGGAUAACUAAGGGGGUUCCUCAUCUCUACCCAGAGGGCGUCUCUAAGCAGCCACUUCAUGUCAGUACGGAAGCCCACAGGAGCCACCUCACUUCAGCAAAACCAAAGCGAUCGUUCAUAGAGUCCAAUGUGUGAGCCUUAAGCAACCCCUGUGUAGAAUCUGGAGGCAGUCUGUUGGCUCGUGGUAAUAAAUGAUGUCUCUUUUUCUUUUCAUAAUAAAAAUUACAUGUUAGCCAUAUUUUCCACCUCUUGGGUGGAUCUGAUGCCAUUGACAUAUUAAAACUGUAGGAUAAAACUAUAAUUAGUAGCUAGAAAUCAGCCAUAAACAGAAGUACUAAACAGCAUUGAACACUGUUGUCAGCUUAUAUCUGGCGAUUUAAAGGCUGCCAAGAAGACAUCAACUGAUGCCGUUCUCUUAGGAGAUUAUUUGGCUUGCUCUGUGUAAAAGCACACGUACUUAGAGAAGGAAAAAAAAAUCCACUGGUAAAAGUUAACUCCUGACAUAAUAUCUGGAAAAUUCUGGAAAAGAUGGGGAGGGAGGGUGUUUAAGUUACAGAUCCCUAAGUCAAACCUGUCCUUACAUGUGUGUAAAAAUCGCAACCUGAGUGAUUUCUAGCUGGAUAUAAAUGUGACUUUUAUCUGCAAAAUACAAGCGCAGCCAAGUAUCUUGUUGGUUCCUCGAGAGGAUCAAACACCUACUUCCAUGAUAUGGUGAAUUGAAGAGUAUUUUUAUAGCCCCCUUUUUGGAACUAUACUUAGGUUUCACCGUGUUGCUGAUAAGACGAGAACAGGCUAGCUAGAAUUUGGAUUGGUGUCCAGGUCAGAGUUGUGCAAAAGUACCAAGAGAAGCACUCUUAGUGACGGCCACAAAUUAGCUCUAACUGGUUCCGAAAGUGUUCUGGACAGUGACGGUCCCCAAAACAAGCCUCUAAUGUCCUCUAGGGAAAGUGUUCAGACAGGACCCUUGAGGUCUGGGUGGCAGUUUUGAUUUCCUUACACAGCCCGUUGUUUCAUAGUCAUGUGUCAUAUAUAUAUAUAAAUAGCUAGCCCAUUUUAUUCAGACUUGUAAAUAACUCAAAGGAAGUUAAUCUAAAGACAAAUAACAGAACCCCGCCAUCUCUCUGCAUGUUCUCUGUACGCUCCAUCAUGCUGGUUGCCGCACUGAACGAUGCGUUAUCACGGCUUGUAACAGUAUACCCGCAAUGGCACUUUAUCUCCUGUGUAUGGACACCUCUGAGGUGCUACUUAAAUCCGAGUGACAUAUUUUUCACCUGUAAAGAUAAGGUACAGGGAUGAACCUUGGCUUAAGGUAUUUUUAUAUGAAAAUGGUGUUAUUGGAAGAUGUUCAAAUGCUGGUUUGAGAGAGGUGGGAGAAGUAUUUUAUAUGUUGAGAUGUGAAAUGUAUUUUCUAGAAUCGGGGAGAAGGAAGUUCUAUAUUUGCAGAAUGUUUUAAACGUGAGUACCCACGAUGCUCCUAUGAACAUCAUUAAGGUUUUGUACGAAAAGGAACCUUGCCGCGGCGUCAUUUAGUGUGUCUGUUCCUGUGUGCAGAGGGCUUUGUACAAACAGCUAGGCCGUUUUUAUAAGCUCUCUCUGAGUUCUGCUCCAGUUACUAUGGCUUAUUUAUUGUUUUCCUUAAUAUUUGUGACAGUCUUACUCUUUCGUUAUGUAGUUUGUUUCUGCACAACUACUGUACUUUUUCCACAUGGAAUAAAAACCAUUACUCCAA